AAAAAAAGACUCUUUAUUUAUUUAUUUAUCGACUGGCUAUUGCUGUGUUUUCUAUUUUUUCCCCCCACCCCACGGGAUUUUCCCCAGUCAUCCCCACUCCCGGUCCCACGGAUACGAAUUACUAGCUCUUCACCUCCUUUUUAAAAAUUUUUUUUUUUUAUUCCACCAUGAGUUACAUCCACAAGGUAUUGAAUGUUUUGCUACGUGGACUCGUCAUCUAUGCGGUACUGGGCUCUGAGUGCACUUACUCGAAUGAUCUACCCAACCACGCGUCUGAUGCUGCAAAUGUAGCCCCCACAGACCCCUGUCUCAUAGUGAUGCCGCCAUGCAUGGGCGAGGACGACCGCUUCAGCCUGGAUGCUCUGCGGCACAUCCACAAACAGCUGGACGACGACAACGACGGGGGAAUAGAAGUCAACGAGAGCGUGGAGUUUAUAAUAGAAGACAUGAAGCAGCAGCAAACCAACAAGCACAGCAACCUGCACCGGGAAGACCAACACAUCACCGUGGAGGAGCUGUGGAAGGGCUGGAAGACCUCUGAAGUCCACAACUGGACCGUGGAGGACUCGGUGCAGUGGCUGAAGGAGUCAGUGGAGCUGCCGCAGUACGAGAAGAACUUCCGGGACUUCCGGGUCACGGGGAACACUUUACCUCGAAUAGCGGCAAAUGAACCGUCGUUCAUGUCGAUGCAGUUGAAGAUAUUAGACCAGCGGCACAAACAAAAGUUAAACCUAAAGGCACUAGAUGCGGUGCUUUUUGGCCCUCCUCUCCGUGCACAACAUAACUGGAUGAAAGACUUCAUCCUCAUGGUCUCCAUCGUGAUUGGUGUCGGGGGCUGCUGGUUUGCUUAUGUGCAGAACAAAUCCAGCAAGGUGCACAUCUCUCAGAUGAUGAGGGACCUGGAGAGCCUGCAAAACGCAGAGCAAAGCCUCUUAGAUCUGCAGAGCCGGCUGGAAAAGGCUCAGGAGGAGAACCGGACGGUGGCCGUGGAGAAGCAGAACCUCGAGCAGAAGAUGAGGGACGAGAUCAACGGGGCCAAAACAGAGGCUCACCGGCUCCGGGAGCUGCGAGAGGGCGCUGAAUGUGAGCUCAGCCGGCUCAAAUACGCCGAGGAAGAGCUCGUACAGGUGCGUAAGGCCCUGAAGCGAGCAGAGAAGGAGAUGCAGUCGGAGCGGUCGGUGCCUGAAGCUCUCCAGAAGUGGCUCCAGCUCACGCACGAGGUGGAGGUUCAAUACUACAACAUCAAGAAGCAGAAUGCCGAGUUGCAGCUGUGCGUCGCCAAAGACGAGGCAGAGAAAAUAAAGAAGAAGAGAGGUUCUGUGUUUGGAACCCUGCAUGUCGCCCACAGUUCAUCCCUGGAUGAGGUGGACCACAAGAUACUAGAAGCAAAGAAAGCCUUGUCAGAGGUAACGGCGUGCCUGAGGGAGCGGCUGCACCGCUGGCAGCAGAUUGAGAAGCUUUGCAACUUCCCUGUAGUCAAUAACUCGGGGCUGCCGAGCCUGACGGCCAGCCUCUACUCAGACCACAGCUGGGUGGUCAAGCCCCGAGUCUCGGUGCCCCCCUACCCCAUCGCAGGAGGAGUGGAUGACCUAGACGAGGACAUGCCUCCCAUCAUUCCACAGUUCACAACGGCCACGUUGAUCCGGCCCUCGCUGACCCGCAGCAGCAGCCUGUGUCGUUCCCGCCGGAGCCUGCUGAGCUCUCCGCAGUCCUCGCUGAUGUCCCCAGACCCCGACCUGCUGUCCAUGGCCAGCUCGUCCCUCUCCUAUCGCACCGAGGCAGACGACGAACAUAUCGUGUUCAGCUCGGAUAGGAGGGGGGAACCGGCUCAGGAGGGCAGCUCCGACACGGACUCUCUCAACUCUUCCUUGGGCCGCAAGCAGCUGCACAACCCCUGCUCGCCGGGCUCGGACACCCCAUACCGCAAGAUCUCUCGCGAGGAGCUGCUACUGUUUACCCAGAGUCCCGAGCUUCCUGCAUCCACCCACACCAGCAGCAGCAGCAGUCUCAGGGACUCCACACCUCCUCCUCUCCCUCCCACCCCGGCCACCACCCCCUCCGGCCCGCCCUCCACCUCGCCUUCCCCAGCCUUGGAGCACCACCCGUUUGCGCACAAAUGCUCGCCCGACAUCACCCGCGUUCUGCCCGAGUCCCAAAGUUUAACCUUCUCACAGGGGAACGUCACCUCUCCGUCAGGCAAGGGCAUGUACAACGGCAUCCUGGAGAAGUCCUACAGCUUCGGCCAGCUGCCCGCCAACAUGCUACCCAACGUGGGCCGUUACCCGUCUCUCACCUCCCUGGACUCGGAGGGCCGGAGUGUGGGAAGGGAACACAAGCUCCAGAGCACCUCGUCCCAGGACUCCAGCGACAAUGGAGAGAAAAUGAAGCGCUCCUCGUCUAAAAUCAAAAGCUUAUUUAAGAAGAAAAAAUAAAAGUGGCAGAGUGAGGUUAGUGUAUGAGAGAGAAAAAUAAAAUAUAAAGAGUUGUUUUAGCCCUAAUACUAAAAAAUGGACAUCACUGUAAGCUAAAACAUUUAAUUUUCUUUGGUAUUUUCUUCUUUUGUUCAUCAAAAGAUGGAAUGUAGCUUAGUCUGGGUGCCUUUAGACUCCUCAGACUGGUAGCCUUAUUUUUCAAUAAUGCCUUUUUAUUUCGUUCACUCACAGGGAAACCUGCAAGGAAAGGUCAAAGGUCAUGAUAUUUGUCAUCCAGACAGCCAAAAAGUUACAAUGUGUAAGGGUCUAAAGGUGCAGUCCAUACGUGUGUAUUGUUCAGUACAGAAUGAUGUUUGCUGUUCCUCCUGAAGGUAUUUAAGUCACACGUUCAGUAGGGACAGCAUUACAUGCACAUCACCAAGACAAACGGGUCAUAAGAUAUCUUAAAAAAAACACUUUCGUGUCCCAACUAUUCCUCGCUGUUCAAAUUAUGGAUUGCAUCUGAUGAAGCGUUUGACAAAUUUCCUUUCAGUAAAAACAAAACAAAAAAAAAUCCUGCUAAACGUUUGUUGCACUACUGCUUUCCUGAUAUUUGGGGAAAGAGCCGCUGCUUGCGGACUACAUAUAGAGAUGAGGAAUACAUGGCCAGCGGCAGUGGAGACACAGCACAUGAUGCCAGAGCCAAAAUGAUCUGAUGCGUCUUCAAUGCUACUUCUUAUGCAUCUCUCAAUAUAUAUAUAUAUAUAUAUACUUUGUCUUCACGUGAUUAUGUUCUUAUAGAUGUUUUUGAAAAGAUUUAUAUUGGUGGGGAUUCCUACUGUAUGAACUGAUCUUUACUGGAGAAGGUUUAUUGAAUAUGCAGAUUUAACCCACACCAGUAAUGUUUCGUAAAAUCUAGCUGUCCCUUACUACUUGAUUAACUGUGUCCUGUAGCCAAACCAACAUACCAUAUCCUUUGUCUUAAAUACCCUGUCCCCCUUGUAAAAUUGGGUGCCAUUGCCAGAUUUUGGUCAUUUAUUUUUGUGGUUGGAGGGCCUUAUUCAUACUACAUUUAAGGGAUACACGAGUGUCAGGAAGUCUAAUGUAAUGUGACCGCUACCAUCUUUGUUUCCAGGUUUUAUUUACGAGACAAACUAAGAAUUAUAUGUCUAUAAAGGAACUAUUUCAUCAAGAUUUUAACAGAUCACCUGCCCUCCCCUAAGCUCGAAGCAGACCCAUGCAAUACGGUCCCGUUCCUCAACUCUGGGCCCGCACCGAGCGCACUGAUGUCAAGAGAGCCCCUGCUUCACACUGUGAUUUCUGCCUUCAUCCAUGGACCUGGCUGUCACUGCUGCAGCGUAACACGAGGGGUCACGUGACUCCCGUGACGGAGGUGGCGCGAGGAAAUGUCAGGGGUGGGGGGGGGGGGCGACGCCGUGUACGAGGUGUGUCUGGGUGACGGGACGACACGACGAUCCAGUGGCCUCUGUUUUUAGAAUAUUGAUGAGGUUGUGGCAAUACAAUGAAGGAAAUAGACAGAACUGCAAGACGUUUAUGAGACAUUAGGGUUUUUUUGAGAACAUUUUCUGUGUGAAUAUUUGUAUACUGUAAAAGAAUUAAUAAAAAAAAUAAUAAAAAAAUGGAGGCAUCAUA
Anarrhichthys ocellatus (wolf-eel) is the source of this 4064-nucleotide messenger RNA. RefSeq names its product stromal interaction molecule 2b (gene stim2b). The transcript has 12 exons. The record is from RefSeq and is a predicted model, not a curated record. The coding region runs from base 168 to 2432 and encodes 754 amino acids. Gene Ontology annotation, cellular component: endoplasmic reticulum; plasma membrane. Gene Ontology annotation, molecular function: calcium ion binding; calcium channel regulator activity; protein binding. Lineage: Eukaryota; Metazoa; Chordata; Actinopteri; Perciformes; Anarhichadidae. Gene Ontology annotation, biological process: activation of store-operated calcium channel activity; store-operated calcium entry; intracellular calcium ion homeostasis.